UAUAUAUAUAUUUGUGUGUGUUAAUUUAUCUUUUAAUGCAUCCUCUUAAUUUGGCUUUUCUUCUUUUUACGUGGAGGUCCUAUAUAUGUACAAGUUCUUGAUAAUCUCUACAGCGGAUUCUUCCAUGUCAGAACAUGUUUUGAGUUCUUCCAAUCUUUCUGCCUAUAAAUUUAUCACGACGACGUUUUUUUAUAUUUUCUAUUGGGAUUAAUCAUGGCGAGGUCCUAUAUGAAAUGCAUGCACUAACUACUAUUGUUACAGCAAGUCACAACGAUGGUGAUUAAGGUUGACCUUGGAUGCGAAAAAUGCCACAAGAAAAUCAAGAAAGUACUGUGUGGUAUUCCUCAAAUCCAGAACCAGAUAUAUGACAAGAAGGAAAACACAGUGACAAUCACUGUGGUGUGUUGCAGUCCUGAAAAGAUCAAGAAAAAAAUAUACUGCAAAGGAGGUGAAGCUGUCAAGUGCAUUGAGAUCAAGCUGCCUCCACCUCCACCUCCACCUUCACCACCACCUCCACCUCCACCUCCACCUCCACCUCCACCUUCACCACCACCAUCACCACCUCCAUCACCACCUCCAUCACCACCUCCACCACCAUGCACAUGCACAUGUUGUGAAAAAUGCCGCCGAGGCCCAUGUUGUCAUCACUUUUGUAUGCCAAUAGUACCUCCAUAUUUUCAUGUACCUUGUAGAUGGUCAGAGUGUGAUCUAUGGGGAGAUGGUUGUUGUAGUUGCCGAAGUAGGGGUUACUAUGUGUGCAGAAGUGCAUAUGUUUAUGAAGAGUACUACUAUCCCCCGACAUGCAAAUGAUGUAAAGGGAAAUCAAGUUCAGAAGACCGAUGAUUUGAGUCAACGUCCAACAUCAAACGUUGGAUUCAAAUCCAGUGGUCAUGAGGGACCUUAGUACUGUUGUUGUAUUUAUAUCAUCUGUUUUGUGAUGCACGACUUCAUUUGUUACAUGUUUGGUCAACAAAUAUGGGAGGCUUUACUACCUAGUCUUUGUUUUUUAUGCUAUCUUAUCUUUGUAUAGUCCCUUUGGAUGUUUUCUUCCAAAGUGCUAUUAUCUGUUUCAAAAAACCCCUCGAUCUCCAUCUAUUCUCUCGUCAUUUUUUUGCCGGAUGAAAUGCCCAGAAACAACAUCAUUCGACCGUACUUUGUAAAUGAUAGUUUUCUUAUAAUAUUGUUUUUGUUUUAAAA
Populus trichocarpa (black cottonwood) is the source of this 1197-nucleotide messenger RNA. RefSeq names its product chitin-binding lectin 1. NCBI's taxonomy places the organism in Eukaryota, Viridiplantae, Streptophyta, Magnoliopsida, Malpighiales, Salicaceae. The record is from RefSeq and is a predicted model, not a curated record. Gene Ontology annotation, molecular function: metal ion binding. The transcript has 2 exons. Bases 274 to 810 code for a protein of 178 amino acids.